This is a messenger RNA of Brassica oleracea var. oleracea, 1242 nucleotides long. RefSeq lists its product as uncharacterized. NCBI's taxonomy places the organism in Eukaryota, Viridiplantae, Streptophyta, Magnoliopsida, Brassicales, Brassicaceae. Bases 1 to 1242 code for a protein of 413 amino acids. The transcript is spliced from 4 exons. The record is from RefSeq and is a predicted model, not a curated record.
AUGAGUUUAUCUCAGCGUCUUUUAGUCGCUGAUUCCCACAGGCAAACGCGCGAGGAAGCCGCUGGUCGCAUCGAAGCCAGUGGUGACAGUGGCACGAGCGGUAGUAGGAACAGAGGGGAGGACCGAAGUGAUGCCUCGAUAGGUUCUGAGCGGAGUGGUUCUGAAGCAUCGAGUCGAGCUCCAAGACCUUCGAGACGAGUUCAUCGGAGGGUUUGCUUCGACCAGAUAGGUUGCCAUCCCACGAUAUAUCAUCCCGGCCGGAUCUUUGAGGAACUUUCCCCGCUUCCGCCUGACUUGUUGCGUGACCCGCGGGCUCAGUCGUGGGGGAACGUGUUCUGUUCUUGCUCCUCUCAUAAGACUGUGAAGGAUUUGCAAAGGGAGAAUGGUGGCGCCGGCGUUACAUACAUCAUCCCGUCUACCGAGCAACGGCCUUGGUCGCCUCCAUUGGUGACGUCGUACACGUUUCGUCGGGACAUCGCAGUCUCUCAGCUGUUGAACUGGUCGUUGCGUAUAGCCGUUAUGUUGAUGGUUAUGGCGGCGGAGAUAGAUAUCUCGAUGAGUGUGAGAGUGUUCGAGGAGUUGACUUUCACGAAGGCUGAGCCGAACAUGAUUUUCUCGGUGAAGAUGCAUGCGAACUACAACGUCUUGACCGGUCAUCAGAUUAGGACGCAAGAUUGGCAACAUUCGUAUUUUUAUAUCAAGUCAGACGAGCAUGCUUUCAAAGAACCACUGGGGGACGACUACCGCGUUCUAUGGAAUAAAGAACUUGUUCCCCAUUUGAAUACGAUCGCAUAUCCAGAGAAAUUCUUUGAAAGCGCGCAGGCGAUCGCAACGCAUAGCCACCUCCGUUGGCCGGACCUUAGUCGAGAGUGGAUACGUCGUCAACAAGCCAGAACUGCCAGAGGUGGUGGAGCUUCCGAAGAGAGAGCAUCCAGUUUAGUCGACGAGGGCGUUGGGGCAGAGCCUUCUGCUUUGAGUCCCAGAAAGAAGAAGAAGAGCAAGAAACUAAAGAGGAAAGCAACUGAUGCGGCUCCUCUCGAAAUUGCCGCUUCUCUCGAUGAAGCUUCUGAGGGUUUGGAGGCGAGGAAGAAAAAGGGAGGAAGGAAGAGGCCUCGCGAAGGGGCUACUUCCUCUAUCGAUCAAGACGAGGCGCCAGCAGGAGGACGAGAAGGCGCUGCAGAGGAUCUCGUCGAGACAGACCCGGCCGAGGCGGUGCCUGAGGAUCGUCCAAAAAAAACGUAG